Molecule: messenger RNA, 2760 nt
Organism: Nothobranchius furzeri (turquoise killifish)
Lineage: Eukaryota; Metazoa; Chordata; Actinopteri; Cyprinodontiformes; Nothobranchiidae
Product: gamma-glutamylcyclotransferase
Molecular function (GO): gamma-glutamylcyclotransferase activity
Source: RefSeq, a predicted model, not a curated record
CCCACGCUUCCUUGUGUAUAAAGUAACACAGAAGAUGAGUCUGGCAGGCCAGGCUCUAAAAUAAAAAUGUAUUUUAUGAAAUUAUUAAUUAGCCAUCAGACCUUUAUCCCACUACAGUUGACAAAAUAAAGCAAAACUGUUUAUUUAGUCAACUUUUAGGUGCAGUUUCUCACAUCAGUUGUGAUAAUUGGUAAAACUGCACAUGUAGGUGGGGGAACGUUGUUUUACAUUACACCGGGGACCAAAGUCACCGCUAGAUGGCGGUGUAGGGAAAGCGACCUGGUUGAUGGUAGCCUAUAGGAUGGCUUGCCGGGCUAACGUAGAGGUUCGUGGAAUGACGUAAAUUAUUGCCCAAAGCUAGUUAUUUUAUAUUAAACGAUCAUCUUUAACAUAUUCGUCACAUGUCGAAGGCACCAGGUUCUUUUCGAGCAGGAGUGUUUUUAUCACAAUGUCUGUGGCUAGCGUCGGCCGCUUCCUGUACUUCGCGUAUGGAAGCAACUUAUUAAAGGAAAGGCUGCAGCUGAAAAACCCUUCGGCUACGUUCGUCUCUACUGGUCGCCUGAAGGAUUAUAAACUGAGAUUUGGCUUUUGGGGUGAAAAUGUUCAAAGUUGUUGGCACGGUGGUUCGGCCACAGUUGAGUUUAGCCCAGGUGCAGAUGUGUGGGGGGUGGUCUGGUCUCUGAGCGAUGAAGAUCUCAUAAACUUGGACAACCAGGAAGGUGUGGAUGCUGGACACUACGAUCCUCUGGGGGUCUCAGUGGAGACGGAUGAAGGCACGGUGCUCUGCAGGACGUAUCAGAUGAAUAAUUUUCAUGCUGCACUUCCAUCUCCUCAGUACAAACAGGUGGUGUGUUUGGGUGCAGAGCAGAACAAGCUCCCAGAUGAAUACGUGACCAGGCUGAAGGACAUUCAGACCAACAACUACAGCGGCCCAUCGAUCCGUGAUCAAAUCGUGCUGCCGAGCAGCGAAAACUGAAUGUUCUUCACAUCAGAAAUGGACAGAAAACAUAAAGAGCUGCACAUUUAUUUAAAAGAAAACAACAACCAUAUUUUCACCUAAUCCUAAAAGAGGAGUUAGAAACACUGUGGAGAGUUUAGCUUCCCUUAAGAUUUUUCUGUCUAAAUACCGUAAAUCCUCUAAUACAGGCCUGGGCCUGUAUUUGACUCAAGCUCAUCAAGCUCCAGGCCUUUAUUGGAGGAGGGCCAGAAUUAGAGGCAGGCCUCAAAUUCUAUUUGAGCAAAAUGAACUAAUGGUUCGCUGGAGUUUUUGACAAUUAAAAUUGCGCCCACAUUUUCAAAGUUAAACAACGGUAGUUUCUGCUUCAGCCCUCUCCCCCGCAAACUCACUGAUGCGCCUGCAGCCUCUCAGAGUUGCUGCUGCUCUAAACAUUAAAAUAACUAUUUCAUUUUCUGUUCCUCACUUCUGAUGACCUUCAGUGGUGUCCGUUUGUUGCAACCACCAGGUACAAAAACUAACUUGUUUUUAUUCUACUAUUUUUCUGUCCUGCCUGUUUAUUAUCUUCCUGCAUCUCCUCUCAAUCCUAAAGAAAAACUGCUACCUGGGUUCAUAUAUAUUCACCUUAUGAGUUACCUUUGAACUGCAGUUCUAAAAGAUCUACCGACAGCAAAAACAGUGGACUGCUCGCCGGCCACAUCAGUGAGGUGUGUCACCGAGGAAAACACAGGUGAUGCGCCCUGAUCCACAGCAGCGAAACGCAUCAGGCACAAAUAAAAGAAUAAAAGACAGAAAACAUAAAAGGAAAUGAGCCGACAUGAACGAUCGCGUGUUAAAUUAGUUUUUGAGGUGGUGACACCUGAUUUGAUAAUGUUACUGUGGCCGUGCUUAGGACGCAGAUGUCUGGAGCGUGUCAACAAUCAGAGCUUUGCAUGCGCAAGCUGGUUAAGGUUAGGAUGGGGUGAGGGGAAGGUUAAAUUGCAAGAGGGUAAAGGUCACAAUUUAGUUAAAUGUCCGUUUUACGGCGGGUGUCAGUACCGACGCUCUGGCACAGCGCGUUGCCUCCCGACGUGCAGGAGCUUGUCACCUGCCGACAGCAGGCUGCUGUCUUUUCCGAGGACUGCAUCUUGCCGGUCAUUAUCCCGUGACAGCGACUAGUCGAUGACAGGCAUAAAAAGUCACUAUAGAGCGGUGAAGUCAUCUAGUGACUAGUUCAUACAACCCCUGCUACUGCUCCCCAGAGUGUUCUGCAGCAUAAUCAGCACGUUCUCUUUGAACUUGAUAUCAAAUUUUCGCCUCCUCUUCGUCUCCGCACGGUUAAAGUUACCCUCGCGGUCUAUCACUGGCAAAUCAAAAGUGAGACGGAUGACACAACCGCCCCCCGUACUUGCUUGUUACCACAUUCCACCCGGCCACAAUAAAAAACCGGCCAUUAUUCACCGACUGUGACACCGGCCAAAAUAUGAUACCCGGCAGUUAAUUAAAUACAGGCUAAUAUUAGAGGAUUUACGGUAGUUCAAAGUGAAACAUUUAGCAAGAGAAUAGAAGCAAACUAAUCAAUUUGUGAAACGUGCAUCUUUAUUUUUGUAGAAGACAAAGCUAAGAGGGGAGUUUCUGGCAUCUGUUGCCAUGGUUACAAACCCAGCUUUGUGAAACCGAAAAUCUCAACUGAACCUGAAGGUACCCUGUUAGGCCUGGUACAAAGUUCACACCAGUACUCAUGUUUCAGCUGAAUUUUACUUAAUUUUUUUGCAGUGAUGAAAUCGUAAUUGUUUAUUUCCUAGAAUAUAAAGUUAUGACUUUUG